Amaranthus tricolor (Joseph's coat) is the source of this 998-nucleotide messenger RNA. RefSeq names its product auxin-responsive protein SAUR68-like. Lineage: Eukaryota; Viridiplantae; Streptophyta; Magnoliopsida; Caryophyllales; Amaranthaceae. The coding region runs from base 552 to 998 and encodes 148 amino acids. The record is from RefSeq and is a predicted model, not a curated record. Gene Ontology annotation, biological process: response to auxin. The transcript has a single exon.
UCAUUUAUAUAUUAAUUUAGAUAUUAACUUGGUACGAAAAAAUCUUGAGAUAUUUUGCUAGCAUAUUUAGAUAUUUUAGUACUACCAAGGGUAUAGACUAUAGAGUACAUAAUUCCUUCUUAAAUGAAUGAUCUACAAGCAAGGGACUUUACUUGUAUUAUUACCUUGAAUUGUAGCAUUCCAUUCCAUUGUAGACAAGCUAAGGACCAUUCCUAGUUUCACACAAAUGACAUGAAUUUAUUCAUCCACAAAUUAAGGUCACGUAGUUUCAUUCUUACCUUUGCAGAUAUCCCUUUCUAACCACAAAUUGUUUGUGCAACCAUGCUUAUACUGUUGUAAGGCAUAGGAGACAUCGUUGCCCUAAUCUAGCACGAAAAAGAUGCGCAUUCAUAGCAUAUAUGACCCUUCAGUAUUAAACAUAUGCUAAGCAAACUUUCUCUCUUGUAUGAAAUUCACAUGUUUUUGCUCCAAAAAAUCUGCUCCUUACAUGUCCAGUACAAAAUGAGUGUCCUUCGAUAUAUUAUAUAUACCUCCUUAAACUGUUCUUCCAAAUGUUCAUUCCUCAAGCUUCAGUUAACGAUUAUUUUUCUCUUCCCGCAUUGAAAAAAACUUCCAAAUACACGGUAAUGAGCACUAGGAAGCUGAUUAAAAAGGCAAGAAAGUGGCCGAGAAAAGCAGACUCUACAUGGCCUAAACGAGUGGCUGAUAAAGGUAAUUUUGUGGUGUAUACAGCUGAUGAAAGGCGGUUUAUGAUUCCGUUAUCAUACCUGAAGAGCGACGUUUUCAGGGAACUCUUUCGGAUGGCAGAAGAAGAGUUUGGGAUGCCUAGUGAUGGACCGAUCACACUGCCUUGUGACUCGGGUUUUAUGGAAUAUGCAAUAAAUAUUAUUAGAAACCAUACUUUUGUUAAUCUGAAAGACACACUCUUUCUCUUCUUAGCUGACUUCCGUUGCUCUUCUUUUGGAUUCAAUAAAGAUCACAGCUUCAAAAAGUUGUAA